AUGAGCCCGGCAGCUCCCCGCAGCGGCGGGUCUACCGGAUCAGUCAACCUCCGUCUCGAAGGGACUGUCUCCCAUCCCCUUUGCAGCCUCUAUGGAAACCCGGCCAGAAUUAGAUCGCUGUGGCCAGGUGCUGCCCCAGCCGGACCGUACACGGUCCGGGACCCGGUUACUGGCCCGGGGUGUGCAGUAUGGAACGGUCGGAAGCUGCAGCUAGCGAGUGGGCGGGGCGAGCAGGCCUGGGAGGGCUCAAAGGCGAGGUGGAAGGAUACACGAGCCACGGCCGGAACUACUUUCAGGAGGAGGUCACGUGUGGUCCUAGUUGGGGAACUUUCCAAAUUCCCAUUCCCGUCUGUGUGCUCCUGAGGCAAGAGCUUGGACCCCUCUGCUCUAUUAGAUGGUCACUCCAGGUGGGGGCGGCUGGACCCCAGCUCUCCCCGGUCGGAGCGGAGAAAUGCACCCACGAGCGGUCCGCAGGAGCGCUGUCAGGGCCAACGCCUGGGGAGCUGGUUACACAAGCACCCACAUCCAAGCACGUGCCCCCGCCACCCCUCUCUGUUGGCUGCCGCCGGUUUGUGUACGGUGACGGGGAGAGUCCCCAGCCUGUUCCUCCCUUUCGCUUGCAACCCAUAGAGCGAGCCAGAAGGCCGAGACACGAGACUCCUGCUCUGGAUCUACCCACCCCGCGCGUUCCCAAGCGUGGGAGAAGAGGCUGGGCCUUAGGGGGUCUGACGCAUCUCCUUAGCUAAUGCAGUGGACCCUCUCUAGAUCUGUACUCGCGGGGCAAAAGGGUAUCUCCUGUUGCCGCUGGCUGCCUGAGCUUACCGAUGUUGCAACAAACUUCCAGUCACUGCCCCUGAACUGGUGAGCGCGCCCCACCUACUGUAGACUCAGCCAAGUGACUUAUCUGAGCACCUAGUCAAUGGCUGUCCGCCCAGAACAAACCUGUCAAGUAGAAGCUUACUGCUGGGAUUGGCUGACCUGUCGCGGUCGAGAGAGCUGGUUCAGAAGUGCUGAUAACUAAGGGCAAGCCCCUCCUCCCCGACCAGCCAGCCACAAAACAAGCGAUCACCUUGAGCUUGGAGAAAAAUGACAUCAGCACCAACGCUGGGAUUUCUUCCUUUUUGUUCUUUUCCCAGAGGACUUAGUUCUCAGGGUAACAAUUCGAGUCCGAAAGCAUCUGAUUUGAGACCUAAGCUAAGGCACUGGGUCGCUUCAGAAAUCUGGAGAUUAGUAAUCAAUUAUCAUGGGUAUUGCAGUAAUUGCGACUAGGUGUCUAGAAAGGCCAGCAGAGGGUUUAUGAAGUAUAGGAGAAAGAAAAUUGCGUAUGUGCACAGCAUAGUUGCAGGCAGCUCCUGAAGCCUAGAAACCUCAAGAGGCCUGGCUCAGAGAGCCAUGGGCCAUUACCUAACUCCAAGACUGCUAAUUAAACCAGGGAUAUUUACAGUUCUAUUAGCGAUCUCUGAGGCUACUCAAAGCUUGUAUUUAGAUGCAUCCUUUUAAGAUCUCUCUGCAGGAGUUAGCAGCUCAAGCUAAGCAAGCAUUGAUGUUUAUUGCAGGCUGUUUUUGUGCACAGUUCUUCUGGUCAGUUGGGGGAGGCAGGGAAUACAGAUGAGGGCAAUUUGAAAACAAUAGAAGAAAGGCCUGCAUUUGGUUUCUAAAGAUGUAAAUAAAUCUCACUCACACAGCCUACUCUAAGAUGGAGCUCUGUUUUAGAUGCAACCCCCAAAGUCAAGGUGUUACAUGAGAUGCAUAGUUAAAAACCUAAAUUGUGCCCAGUGGAGUGUCUACUACUCAUUGGUGGGAAAAAUAAGAAUGAAGUUACAUCAAGAGAAGUAGGUUGAGGAGGGGAAAAUACCUCACGUUAGUGCUUGUCCCCAGAGUCCCCGUUACUAGCAUCACCCUAUUUUGCCUCUUCCCCGGAGCCAUCUUGUGUGACAUAAUCUAAGAGUGUCUAAGCCACUCUGAAAGCUUCCUCUAAAGACAGGCAAAGGCUUUUAUUCCUAAGCUUCCUGAUGCUGGGCUGGAGGAAAGGGGACACUUUUCUGUUUCCAGAACAUCACUCUAGAGCACAGGGGAGGAACAUCACAGCAUUGAAGUGCUGGAACAUGACACCAGCCCACAGGCACUUCCAAGUGAGGGAAGAAGCCGGAAACCAGUCAGCUGCUUCCCUGAACCCAGGUUCCUCUACUCUCUAGUGGUUAAUGAAUAGAUAACCAUGUUGGCUGGUGUAUGGUCAGGCUGGCAACGUCAGAUUUUGUUCGGAGUUUCCUCUCACAGUAUAAUAUGUUUCUGAAAGAAAUACUGAUGUAGCCUUUUUUAAAUGUUGGUGUUUU
This is a messenger RNA of Myodes glareolus (Bank vole), 2333 nucleotides long. RefSeq names its product killin, p53 regulated DNA replication inhibitor (gene Klln). The record is from RefSeq and is a predicted model, not a curated record. NCBI's taxonomy places the organism in Eukaryota, Metazoa, Chordata, Mammalia, Rodentia, Cricetidae.